AUGGACGACAUCGCGGGGUUGGACUGGAACUCGACCCCAGUCAACGGACGGAAACCAGCAACGUUGACCUCGACCUCGACCUCAAACUACGCUGCCUUUAGCACGUUAAAACCCACUCCUCCUGCUUCCGGACGGGCGUCUCCGCUCAAUCCAGCUUCCAGCCAAGCCCCCUCGAAACCGUCAACCCCUGCCAACGACAGUUUCGCGAACCUCGUCUCCUUCGGGUCCGCAUCGAACAAGAACCUCUCAUUACUAGAACAGCAAAAGAGGCAGACAGAAGCAAAACUACAUCAGCAAAGGGCUCAGAGUCAGAAUUUCGCUGCAGGAGACGAGCAAUUCUGGAAUAAUUUGGGCAGCGGAAGGGGUUCACCCGCCAUCAGUAAUACGAAAACGCAGACCACGAGCACACGAAAUAACGCAUUGGAUGACGAUGAUGACGACCUGUUUGCUGCUUUCAAUAAACCUUCUCCAGUCAAAAAUCAGAGUAAUCCUGCUUCGGUGAGUAGGGAUGCUACGAAUAACGACGAUGACGACCCGUUCGGCCUGGCGGAGGCUGGGCCACGACGAGCUGACACUGCGGCUACAACAACUAUGGUAGACGACGACGAUGUGCUGGGCCUACUGGGGAAACCGGUAUCUGCUCAGCAAAGGCAUGAAUCUCCACCUCUAGUCGCCAGGAAUGACCCUACAGAUCUCCACCCACAGGACCGGGUUGUGGCCGAACUUGUCGAUAUGGGGUUCCCUCCAGAGAAGGCCAAACUCGCCCUAGAAGCUACAGAGUCUGGGCUUGACGUUCAGGCUGCUGUAGGCAUCCUUCUCAACCAGGCACAUGCGGAAGCACGGCAGAAGACACAGUCCAGAAAUGCACAGCGGCAAGGAGUAGAUGAAUGGGCGGAAGGACAACACUCGCGAGCAACAGCACGCCGGGAUGAUUCCGAGGCCAGACGAAACCGACUGCAGGACGCCACUCGUGCGCAAGACAAGGACAUUGAAAAAUUGGCAACUGAAUUUGGGUCCAAUUUCCUCAAAACCGCCAACUCUUUGUGGAAGCAAGGGACAAAACAGAUACAGAAAGCAGUGCAGGAGUUCAACUCGGACACCGAGGCUGCCGGCACUCAGCCCAAGUGGAUGCGGGAGACUGCAGAAAGACCUGCCCAGAGGGAGCAUCAGCCACGCCAACAGGAGGUUGAGACAAUUCCUGCUCGCCGGAGAAGAAGCCUGGAAGCUCAGGCUAAAUCAGACUUGACGAAUGAGGCGAUGAUGCUGGAAGGGAGUCGACCGACGCCGCCCUCGAAGCCGUCAGUUCCUUCACAACGACCAGAUAGAAGCUUCAUUCCUGGUGGCGACAGCUCUCGCGACCGUUCUCCCGCCAUGCCUUCUCGACUUCGGGAAUCACUCCUGCAAACUCAGCCGGCAUUUUUGCGGCAGCAGAAUCAGUCGCCCGCCGCUGGCUUAAAAGCGAGUCUGAGUAGAGAAGCCGCGGAGGAGCAAGCAGCUCAAGCAUAUGUCAGCUCCGCUCGAAGACGGAAGCCUCAAUCUCAAUCUCCUGCUUCGCCCCCACUCGCGUCCACUGCACAGUCAGACCUACUUGAAGGCAGCUUCAAAGAUUCCACCCGCGAGCCUUCACGCCAAGCAGCACCAUCAAUAGCACAGAGACCUCAACCUCCUCGUCCCCGGACUCAACCCACAAUGCCGGCCUCAACACCACCCAUAAAAGUCCGGCCACCACCUCCGACCCGCCCAGUCCCGUCCGUCUCGGCUAUCGCCCUGAGAGCAAGCCACACAGCUCGAGAAAAAGGCAACGAUCACUUCAAACGCGGCGACUAUGCCUCCGCCCAUCAAGCCUAUGCCACCUCGCUUUCUCACCUGCCAGAUUCUCAUCCCCUGACGAUAGUCCUCCUCACAAAUCGCGCCUUGACAGCCCUCAAGACCGGCGAACCCAAAUCCGCGAUCAUCGACGCAGACAAGGCGAUCGGCAUCAUCGGCCCAAGUAAAGGUGAAAACGAGACUCUCGCCACAGGAGAUGAUACGACAAAACCCAUGCGCGAGUAUUACGGUAAAGCCCUCAUGCGCAAAGCCGAAGCGCUGGAACAAAUGGAAAAGUGGGCAGAUGCGGCACUCGUAUGGCGUGAGGCUGUGGAAGGUGGCCACGGGGGCGCGACUAGUAUCCAGGGACGAAUGAGGGCCGAGAAGGCUGCGAAUCCGCAGGCGUCAAGACCGAAGCCAGCGCCUUCGGUAGCACGAAAGACGGCGUCCGCGCCGCCGCCAGCGUCUCGGAGGAACGCGGCAGCAGCACCGUCAGUGAAGCCAGCAGCAGCGGUGUCUCGUCUGCGCGCCGCGAACGCCCUGGCUGAACGGCAGGACGAUGAGAAGUUUCGCCUAUCGGAUGCAAUUGACGCGCGCAUCAACUCCUGGAAGGGAGGCAAGCAGGAUAAUCUACGGGCGCUACUCGGCAGUCUAGAUCAAGUGUUGUGGGAAGGGAGCGGGUGGAAGAAGAUCAGUAUGGCCGACCUGGUGCUCCCGGGCAAGGUCAAGAUUCAGUACAUGAAGGGGAUCGGGCGGGUGCAUCCUGACAAGAUUCCCACGGAUGCUACUACCGAGCAGAGAAUGAUUGCGGGCGCCGUGUUCAGUACGCUGAACGAAGCGUGGGACAAGUUCAAGGCGCAGAACAAUCUAUAA
Molecule: messenger RNA, 2679 nt
Organism: Cladophialophora yegresii CBS 114405
Lineage: Eukaryota; Fungi; Ascomycota; Eurotiomycetes; Chaetothyriales; Herpotrichiellaceae
Exons: 2
Coding region: 1-2679 (892 amino acids)
Biological process (GO): clathrin coat disassembly; clathrin-dependent endocytosis
Cellular component (GO): cytoplasm; vesicle; intracellular membrane-bounded organelle
Molecular function (GO): clathrin binding
Source: RefSeq, a predicted model, not a curated record